UAGGAGCGGCUAUUUGCUUUCGACCACACCAUUCUCUCCUCGGGUGGAGAUUAAGCAUUCUUUUAGCCAGUAUUGGCAGUGUAUAGACCGGAUAUUCCUGACGGAACGUUGAAAGCAAAGAGUUUCCGCAACUGGGUCACAUUCCCUAUUUCUCGUUCGAGAGUCUUAGAUAUACCGGUAGGUUAUUAGCUAUCUGACUAUGGUAGAUUAUCACGCUUCUAAUAAUCAAGCAUCGUCUGGAGGACCAGCCGUUUACAUGGACCCAAGAGAACAAGAAAAUGAUUGGGACCGGGACCUGCUGCUGGACCCGGCCUGGGAGAAACAGCAAAGAAAGACGUUCACGGCCUGGUGCAACUCCCACCUGAGGAAAGCAGGCACGCAGAUCGAGAACAUCGAGGAGGACUUCAGGGAUGGCCUCAAACUCAUGCUCCUGCUGGAGGUCAUCUCAGGGGAACGGUUACCUAAGCCCGAGAGAGGCAAGAUGAGGGUCCACAAGAUCAACAACGUUAACAAAGCGCUGGACUACAUCGCCAGCAAGGGGGUCAAGCUGGUGUCCAUUGGCGCAGAGGAAAUUGUGGAUGGCAACGCCAAGAUGACCCUGGGCAUGAUCUGGACGAUCAUCCUCCGCUUCGCCAUCCAGGACAUCUCCGUGGAAGAGACCUCUGCCAAGGAGGGCCUGCUCCUGUGGUGCCAAAGGAAGACUGCGCCCUACAAAAACGUCAACGUGCAGAACUUCCACAUCAGCUGGAAGGAUGGCCUUGCCUUCAACGCUCUGAUCCACAGACACAGGCCAGAGCUCAUUGACUACGACAAGCUAAGGAAGGAUGACCCCUUGACCAACCUGAACAAUGCCUUUGAGGUGGCUGAGAAGUACCUGGACAUCCCCAAGAUGAUGGAUGCUGAAGACAUCGUGGGCACGCUGAGGCCUGACGAGAAGGCCAUCAUGACCUAUGUCUCCUGCUUCUAUCACGCCUUCUCUGGCGCCCAGAAGGCUGAGACUGCAGCCAAUAGGAUCUGCAAGGUGCUGGCUGUCAACCAGGAGAAUGAGCACCUGAUGGAGGACUACGAGAAGCUGGCCAGUGAUCUGUUGGAGUGGAUCCGCCGGACCAUCCCGUGGCUGGAGAACCGGGCUCCAGAGAAGACCAUGGCCGAGAUGCAGCAGAAGCUAGAGGACUUCCGGGGCUACCGUCGCGUCCACAAGCCCCCCAAGGUGCAGGAGAAGUGUCAGCUGGAGAUCAACUUCAACACCCUGCAGACCAAGCUGAGGCUGAGCAACAGGCCCGCCUUCAUGCCUUCCGAGGGACGCAUGGUGUCGGAUAUCAACGGGUCGUGGCACAACCUGGAGGGGGCGGAGAAGGGCUACGAGGAGUGGAUGCUCAACGAGAUCCGUCGCCUGGAGAGACUGGACCACCUGGCUGAGAAGUUCCGUCAGAAAGCCACCAUCCACGAGUCCUGGACCGAUGGUAAGGAGGCCAUGCUGACCCAGAAGGACUAUGAGACAGCCAGCCUGUCGGAGGUCAAGGCUCUGCUGAGGAAACAUGAGGCGUUUGAGUCUGACCUGGCCGCCCACCAAGACCGCGUGGAGCAGAUCGCUGCCAUCGCACAGGAACUCAAUGAGCUGGACUACUACGACUCCCCUAGUGUGAACGCCCGCUGUCAGAAGAUCUGUGAGCAGUGGGACGCUCUGGGGUCUCUCACCCAGAGCCGCAGGGAGUCUCUGGAGAGGACAGAGAAGCAGCUGGAGUCCAUUGACGAGCUGUACCUGGAGUACGCCAAGAGGGCGGCACCCUUCAACAACUGGAUGGAGGGGGCCAUGGAGGACCUGCAGGACAUGUUCAUCGUUCACAACAUCGAAGAGAUCCAGGGCCUAAUCACAGCCCAUGAGCAGUUCAAGUCUACCCUCCCAGAGGCCAACAAGGAGCGGGAGGCCAUCCAGGCCAUUCAGGCGGAGGUGCAGAAGAUUGCCCAGUACAACGGCAUCAAGCUGAGCGGGGGCAACCCCUACACCACCAUCACACCCAAGAGUAUUGACGACAAGUGGCACAAGGUGGAACAGCUGGUGCCCCAGCGUGACCGGGCCCUGCAGGAGGAGCUGGCCAAGCAGCAGUCUAACGACCACCUGCGCCGCAAGUUUGCCACCCAGGCCAACAUCGUCGGGCCCUGGAUACAGACCAAAAUGGAGGAGAUUGGGCGGAUAUCCAUUGAGAUGAAUGGAACUCUGGAGGACCAGCUGGUGAACCUGAGAGAGUAUGAGCAGAGCAUCAUAGAGUACAAGCCCAACAUCGACCAGCUGGAGGGAGACCAUCAGCUCAUCCAGGAGGCCCUAAUCUUUGACAACAAAUACACCGCCUACACCAUGGAGCACCUGCGGGUGGGCUGGGAGCAGCUCCUCACCACCAUCGCCCGCACCAUCAACGAGAUCGAGAACCAGAUCCUGACCCGCGACGCCAAGGGCAUCAGCCAGGAGCAGCUGCAUGAGUACCGCACUUCCUUCAACCACUUUGACAAGAAGGGAAACUCCGGUGGGAGUAAGGCAUGGACUAGACUUGACCACAGCGGGGCCCUGAUGGCUGAGGAGUUCAAGGCGUGCCUGAUCAGCCUGGGCUACGAUGUGGAGAACAACAAAGCGAAGCGCACAGGGCAGAUGGACAUGGACAAUUACCGCGCUCUGCUCGUUGCGACUGGAAACAGCUUGGGCGAUGCCGAGUUUGCCCGCAUCAUGGGCAUAGUGGACCCCAAUAACAGCGGAGCUGUCACCUUCCAGGCCUUCAUAGACUUCAUGUCCCGGGAGACCACGGACACUGACACAGCCGACCAGGUCAUCGCCUCCUUCAAGAUCCUGGCUGCAGACAAGAACUUCAUCACGGCUGAGGAGCUGAGGCGUGAGCUGCCUCCAGACCAGGCAGAGUACUGCAUCGCCCGCAUGGCGCCUUACUCGGGCCCCGACGCGAAGCCCGGAGCUCUCGACUACAUGUCCUUCUCUACCGCCCUCUACGGGGAGAGUGACCUCUAGGAGCACACCACAGGGGGGAGGGAUGGGGAAGGGAUGAGGUUUGGGUUGGAAGGGGGGUACAUAGAGGCUUGCCAGGCCCAAUGCAGAGCAGAUGCACUCCACCCCUCUAGAUAUAGCCUGCAGUCACUGAGAGCAGUAGGAGGAGAGAAGAGGGGAGUGAGUCUGCAGCCAAUGGAUUGAUUGGCUCUGUAGAAGAGGGAGGGGCUGCAGUUGGAGAGUCCUGGGAAGUGAUUGGUGGACAGCUCUACUGCUCUCUCUCAUUUCUGGUCCCGCAGUGCCCCUGAGUGCAGGUUUUCACCUCAAACUCGUUGGCUGCAACUUUGUUCACAGAACUAGAAUCAAAUGCACAUCAUGUUAUGGGGUGAAAACAAGCAACCACAGGUGCGCUUCUGGGUCAGAAUGGAAUGAGGACACUGCUCUGUAGUGCAAGUCCCAUCUUCACCCUACCCUCUGCCUUGGGGACGGAGUACAAGAUAUUCUGAUUCUUAUACAACAUUUUUUUGUUUGUUUAUUUUAUCUUGCUGGGAGGGGGGGGGGGGUUGCGUAUUAGAACACAGAGAUAUAUAAAGGGGAGGGGGGGUAGGGGGUUGAACAGAGAAUAAUGACAUGUACCCGUACCACAUUUUGCUGGAUAAUUGGAACUUGGAUUUCUAACCUCAACUCUUUCCUUUUCCUGUUUGUUUGUUUGUUUCUUUUCUCCAGCAAAUGUGAGUAAUUGGGUUCAGUGCUGUACAUACUUAUUUUUUCAGUACGCAACACAGUCAGAAUACUCAUCGCAGGCUUGUAGGGCAAAACAAGUGGCAUUUUUAAAAGGAAAAACAACACAUGGCAGUUUGACACAUUGAGUACCGUAGAUGGGUUUGACACAUUGAGUACCGUAGAUGGGUUUGACACAUUGAGUACCGUAGAUGGGUUUGACACAUUGAGUACCGUAAAUGGGUUUGAGUUACUGUGAGUCUCCAUUUGGGUCAAGUUUUAUUUUUGUUAUUUCUUUUCAACGGUCAAAUAUGGAAUCCUGUCGGAUUGAAGAUAUGGUGACAAUUUAGUUGGAGGAGGAAUAUGUGAGGCCUUUAUAGCUUCUAUGUAAACAUCACAUGACACUUGACACAAACAUGUUGGCAUUUAAGAUGCUCUUGUUCACCCAAUCUAUUCAUUUAUUAUAGUUUCAACUGAAGAACAAUAUGAAAGAAUAUCAGGUCAUGUAAAGCUUACAUGGACAAAGUGAAGGCCCACCGCUAUCCUCAGUUGAAUUGUUUCUGUAGGGACACCACUUUAGAGUUCCCCGAGGGAGUUGGAAACUAUGGGAGUACUAAAAAUGUGCCUGUUCGUGGCUACAGCCCUGUCUCUCACUCUUUCAUCCCUCCAUCUCCUUGUCUGUCUUCUCUCUGCAGCAGGACAGGCAGGGACCCAGUGUAAAGGAGGGCAAAGGGAGGGGGCCAGAGUCUUAAUCAACAUUCCAUUAUGUCUUAAAUAAAAAGGAAAUGACUGACUACCAAUCUAUGCAAUCGUCUAUCCAAUAUCACAGAUUUCAGAGAGAUGGCAGGAAUUGAUUUGAAGAAAUUGACUAAAUUAAGUGCAAGAUGUUUUGUUUUAUUUCUUUAAUAUUUGUAAAUGAGAGGGGUUGAGGAGCUUAGGGGGAAGCGAGUAAGAGGGACUGGAGGAAAAUAAGAAUUGGGCCAAAAGUUUGUACUUUCACAUGCCUGGUUGGAAAGCAUCGAACUUUGGAAUUGUGAUUUCUUCAUUUUUGUGCUCUUUAAUAUCAAACCUUAUCUGCUGUACUGGAAACUGCAAAACGGCCUUCUGUCUAAAAGUGAAUUUCACAAGCACACAUAAAGUUUCCUUAUAAAAUA
Messenger RNA from Oncorhynchus gorbuscha (pink salmon), 4863 nucleotides. Its product is annotated as alpha-actinin-4. Gene Ontology annotation, biological process: actin cytoskeleton organization; muscle cell development. The record is from RefSeq and is a predicted model, not a curated record. Gene Ontology annotation, cellular component: cell junction; cortical actin cytoskeleton; cell projection. Bases 200 to 3013 code for a protein of 937 amino acids. The transcript has 23 exons. Lineage: Eukaryota; Metazoa; Chordata; Actinopteri; Salmoniformes; Salmonidae. Gene Ontology annotation, molecular function: actin filament binding; calcium ion binding.